Molecule: messenger RNA, 993 nt
Organism: Callorhinus ursinus (northern fur seal)
Lineage: Eukaryota; Metazoa; Chordata; Mammalia; Carnivora; Otariidae
Source: RefSeq, a predicted model, not a curated record
AUGGCAGAGCUUGUGGCCCUCAGUGGGAGACUAGGAUCAGCCUGGAGUUAUGAAGGGCCCAAGAGCAGCAGGAGCCACGCGGGGCUGGCGCCCCCAGCGCCGGGGUUGAGGGAGGCCGGCACCGCGCCGGGCUGGAAGGGGGGCGCGGAAUCGGGGCUUUUUAGGACCCAGCGCGGCGCCUCCCUCCGGGGGCGAGUGCGGCUGCGCGCGCCGUGUGCUUGUGUCCGGAGAGCGGCGGGCUGGACGCGGACCGCGCGAGCGAGCAAGCGAGCAAGCGAGCAAGCGAGCCUAGCAGCAGCCAGGGCGGCAGCGGCGUCGCGGCGGCGGCGGCCGCUCCGCGCCUCGCCUCCCCGGCCUCGCCGGCUUGGCCGGCCUCGCCUCGCCGCGCCUGGACCCGCCACCCCCGCCUCCCGGUCGCGACCGCCGCAGCCCCCUCGCCUUGACCCGCACCUUCAACCGCCUGCCCGAAGCGGGGCGCGAAGCGCGGGGCGUACAGGCACCGGAGUCGGUGCCCACCGGCCUCGCAGACCGAAGCCAGCCCGGAGAAACCCCGAGCCCGGCCCCGCGCAGCUCCGCCACAGCCCGGGAGCUGUCCCUUCAGCACCGCCGCCGGAGCCAGAGCGUAGCCCCGCGGAAGCCCAGCUCAAGGCGGAGCGCGCACCGAGCGCAGCGCUCCGCGGCCGCCGCACCGAGCAGCGCCCCGGGUGCCCCUGCCCAGGGGGCCCGCCAUCUCCUCCAAGAGGCGGGGAGAAGGAGCGAGGAGGGCGGGCGGGCAGGCAGGCGCGCCCGCCGCCGGGGGGAGCAGGCAGCCAGGCAAGGAGAGAGGGAGGGGGCCGGAGCCCGCCCUGCGCCCCGAGCAGCAGCCCGGCCACGCAGGGAGGAAGGCAACGGUCAUCCAUCUCUCCAGCGCCGAGAGAGCGCUGCGGCGACCACUGCACAGCAGAGCGCGAAUUUCCCGGCCCCCUCUCCACCCCUCCCCCUUCCGGGGGCUGA